AUGGCAAGCUCAAAGAAACCCUCGCUGCUGAAGAGGAUCAACGACAAGCUGGGGUUGAAGAUCAAUCUCCCUACCCUAUUGUUGAUGUUCAAAGGAGCUGUGGCACCUACCAUUGGCAUCGCCAUAUAUCAAGAUGAUCGCGUCGCAGACCACUACUCAACAAUCGGCUACCUCAUCCCUAUCAUGUCACUCUUCGUCGUACCCAUCUUACCCCGAGCCAGGUUUUUGCAGAAUUUCUUCGUCACUUGUCUCCUGACUUGCCUCGCAGCGGCAAUAUCCCUUCUCUACAUGUGGACUGCUAUCAAAGCUCGACAAAACACGACCCAUUUGUCGGCGGAGCAGCGGAGCAAUGGACCUGUUCCAGGAGCCGAAGUUGUGCCCUACAACGCAGCGGCAAGCGCAUGUCUUGCUGUGUGGUUCUUCUUUUGGCUUUGGGCUUACAACACGUUUCGCGCUUUUCGACCGCAAUAUUUUCUGCCUCUGAUUGUGUUUGGUAUAUUUAUCAACAUCACGGCUGUAUACGGUACCAUCUUCCCGGAGAUGGAACAGGUAUAUUCUCUAAUAAAGCGACUCCUCGACACCUUCUUUGUCGGAUUCGGGCUGGCAUUCGCUGUCCACUUUGUGGUGCUACCUAUCACAUCACGAGAUCUAGCAACACUGAUCCUGACUGAGUACCUCCACGUCCUCAAAGGCGUCAUCGAUGCCAAAGCAGCACUACUGAUCUCUUUACCUUCUCGUGACUGGAACAAUGCGAGCACGACGAGCAGCUUGGAGAGCGACAGUGACGGGAACGACCCCAAUGAACGGUUAACCUCCUGGCCCGAGGCUGAAAAGUGGAGAGCACUCACUGCGGCGGCGACCGAAUGCCAGGUCAAGAUUCAGUCAGAGAUGCGUUAUGUCAAACGGGAGGUCACUUUUGGGAAAUUAUCUGGCAAGGAUUUCUCGAGUAUCACCAAACUGCUGAGGAAUGUUUUGAUCCCGACUGCCGGCUUAGAGACGGUAAUUCAGGUGAACGACCGAGUUGAAAAACAAGGUGGAUGGACGUCAAUCAAGACCAGCAAGGACGGUUCCAACUCCGAAGUUUCGGAUCGAGCUUUGAAUGACGUGGAGAAAGAGCGCUGGAGUGCGUUAUUUGGCCAGAUCGAUGGGGCCUUCAAACUAUUGUGGCAGGCAAUGAUCGAGGGACUCGACUACGCAUUCCUCACGCUGCAAAUCACCAAGAAGCCAGCAUUUUCGACCAAAGCUGAUCUUGAGGCGAGAGCAGCCGAGUUUCCAGAGGGCAAAGGCUUUGCAAAGUACCUCGAAAAGACAAUCAACAACUUUUUGGCCGAACGAGAGGGGCCUCUGAAAGAGUGGUGUCACACGAACGAAACCGUUGAGACUACGGGCCAGUCGACCAGUCGGGCUUCGCAUAAGCGACAUACAUCCCAACUAUACCUUCUGCUUGAUCUCGAAUACUGCGUUGUGACAACGGCAAUGGGGAUCCUUGACCUGGUCCGGUUCGCCGAUUCCAAGGUCGAAGAUGGCACCAUGAGGAAAAGACGGCUGUUGUCCCCGACCGCGAAGCAGUGGAAGAAGUGGGCAUGGGCAAUCAUCAGCCGGGAAGACAGCAAUCUGGAUUACACGGCAUACAGCUACCGAAGCGGUACCCCGACAGUUUAUCUGGGAGAUGCUCUCGGGAUCAACCGAGAUCCUGAGCACCUUCCGCCGGUGACGUGGUGGGAGAAGGUGACUGAUUACUUCCGCCUCAUUCCAAGGCUUUUCGGCUCCAAGGAAUCCUGGUUCGGCUUCAAGGUCGCCGUGGGGACCAUGAUUAUCGCGGUCACAGCCUUCCUGCGCAACUCGCAGCAGUUUUAUAUCAAGCAGCGUAUCAUCUGGGGCGCCAUUAUGGUUGCCAUCAGCAUGACCCAAACCGCCGGAUCCGGCAUGUAUGGACAAUUUGUGAGGAUUUUCGGCACGUUCUUGGCCAUGGUCCUCUCCUAUAUUGACUGGUAUAUCGUGGACGGCGACACAGCGGGCGUCAUUGUCUUUCUGGGCCUCACCAUCUUCCUCUAUCACUAUCUUAUGGUCACGAAACCGAACGACCCCGUCAUCCCCAUGAUCGGCAUGAUCACGACUGUGUUGAUCGUGGGAUACGAGCUUCAAGUCAAGCAAGUUGGCCUCGCCAUUUCCGAAUCAAACGGUCAAGUUUUCCAUCCGGUGUACGAGCUCGCGCCUUACCGGCUUGCAUGCGUGCUCGGCGGCGUGGGCGUCGCGUGUUUACUGACAUAUUUCCCUAGCGUAACCACCGCGAGAAGUGAGAUGCGGAGGGACUUGGGAAAUACGUUGUAUUUACUCGGUCAAUACUACAGCUCCUCGCACAAGGCGGUCUCGCUGCGCCUGAAGGGGCUGGAAGGAGACGUCAAGGACGAGAGAAGCCCUCUUCGGAGGCUGGAGAAAGCCCGCACCAAGCUCUUUGCGAAGAACUUGAUUCUCAUCCAGGCGAUGAAGAAUCAUCUGCGGUUCAUCAGAUGGGAACCUACUUUUGGCGGCAGAUUUCCCAAGGAGAUCUAUGAAAGGAUGCUCGCCCACACAGAAAACAUCCUUCGCUUUACGGCGAUGAUCGCAUGGACCACGAAAACCUUCAAGGAAAUUCCCGAAGCGGUCGGCCACCUUGAAGCGCCCAACACCAUCGUCGCCACCAACGAGACCGGCACCUGGCUCAAGGAUUUUACACAGCUGAUCUCGUCAUUGGAACUGACUUCGCAUAGUGUCACGUCGCUGCUCGCUAUCCUCUCGGGCUCCAUCGGAUCCGGCAAGCCCCUUCCCCCGUACCUGCGGUCACCGGAGCGGUUCCACAUCGACGAGAUGCUGUCGUCGCUCGACUCGAGCAUCCUGGACACCAAGCACAUCUGUGAGCCGGGCUACUCGGCCUUCGCCGUCAUGCAGGUCUGCACCACCAUGCUCAACGAGGACCUGGCAGACCUGCUGGCCGAGACGAGGAGACUGGUUGGCGAAGCCGAGUUCAACCUGGACGUGGUGCAGGAAGACUACGAGCGCAAUGUCGGCACGCUCCCGCGCGAGAUUCGGGAGAAGGCGGAUUGA
Messenger RNA from Fonsecaea erecta, 3084 nucleotides. RefSeq lists its product as hypothetical. Lineage: Eukaryota; Fungi; Ascomycota; Eurotiomycetes; Chaetothyriales; Herpotrichiellaceae. The record is from RefSeq and is a predicted model, not a curated record. The coding region runs from base 1 to 3084 and encodes 1027 amino acids. The transcript has 7 exons.